This is a messenger RNA of Psammomys obesus (fat sand rat), 2207 nucleotides long. It is a transcript of the gene Apbb1ip, whose product is annotated as amyloid beta precursor protein binding family B member 1 interacting protein. The coding region runs from base 118 to 2094 and encodes 658 amino acids. NCBI's taxonomy places the organism in Eukaryota, Metazoa, Chordata, Mammalia, Rodentia, Muridae. The record is from RefSeq and is a predicted model, not a curated record. Gene Ontology annotation, biological process: signal transduction. The transcript is spliced from 14 exons. Gene Ontology annotation, cellular component: cytosol; plasma membrane.
GCCCGGAGGCGCCACCCGCGCUCUGCUAGCUCGUCCGGCGCACUUGGGCCCGCUGAGAACCCUGAGCUUCUCGCCACAGCACCCCUCGUCUGGGCUCAGCCCUCCUCAGCGGCCGAGAUGGGCGACUCCAGUGAAGACAUAGACCAGAUGUUCAGCACGUUGCUGGGAGAGAUGGAUCUCUUGACCCAGAGUUUGGGAGUAGACACCCUUCCUCCUCCGGACCCCAAGCCACCUGGAGAAGAGUUUAACUUCAGUGUGGGGUUUAAGGAUUUAAAUGAGUCCUUAAAUGCACUGGAAGACCAAGAUUUAGAUGCCCUCAUGGCAGAUCUGGUGGCAGAUAUAAGUGAGGCUGAGCAGAGAACCAUCCAGGCUCAGAAACAGUCCUCUCAGAACCAGCAUCACUCAGCCCUUGUGUCGGCCUCAGACGGACAGGAUGCAGCCUUGCCUGGUUAUGGAGCUGCUGCAGUUGGUGUUAGCCACUACGAGGACGUGUUACCACCCCCACCAGCAGACCCCAUGUUCGACCUUCCACCCCCGCCACCGCCUCCUCCUCCUGAACCUCUCUCUAAGGAAGAAGAAGAAGCUCAAGCAAAGGCUGAUAAGAUUAAGUUAGCACUGGAAAAGCUGAAGGAAGCCAAGGUUAAGAAGCUUGUGGUUAAGGUGUACAUGGAUGAUAACAGCACCAAGUCACUGAUGGUGGAUGAGCGACAGUUGGCUCGAGAUGUUCUAGACAAUCUUUUUGAAAAAACCCACUGUGACUGCAAUGUGGACUGGUGUCUUUAUGAAAUAUACCCCGAAUUGCAAAUUGAGAGAAUUUUUGAAGACCAUGAAAAUGUUGUUGAAGUUUUAUCACACUGGACGAGAGACACAGAAAACAAAGUACUGUUUUUAGAGAAAGAGGAAAAAUAUGCUGUGUUUAAAAACCCUCAGAAUUUCUACUUGGAUAAUAAGGGGAAAAGAGAAAACAAGGAAACCAAUGAGAAAAUGAAUGCUAAAAACAAAGAAUCCUUACUUGAGGAAAGUUUCUGUGGCACAUCCAUCAUAGUUCCAGAACUUGAAGGAGCUCUUUAUUUGAAAGAAGAUGGAAAGAAAUCCUGGAAACGGCGCUACUUUCUUCUGAGAGCUUCUGGAAUUUAUUAUGUUCCCAAAGGAAAGACUAAGACAUCCCGAGAUCUGGCAUGUUUUAUACAGUUUGAAAAUGUUAACAUUUACUAUGGGAUUCAGUGUAAAAUGAAAUACAAAGCACCCACCGAGCACUGCUUCGUUUUAAAGCACCCUCAAAUUCAGAAGGAAUCUCAGUAUAUCAAGUAUCUCUGCUGCGAUGACGCAAGAACUCUCAGACAGUGGAUUAUGGGAAUAAGGAUCGCCAAGUAUGGGAAGACCCUGUAUGAUAACUAUCAGCGGGCUGUGGUGAGAGCUGGGCUGGCCUCUCGGUGGACACACCUGGGGACUGUUGGUACAGCAGUGUCAGCUCAGCCUUCUACAGGACUUAAAACAGGCACCAGCCAGCCCAAUGGUCAGGUGCCCCAGGCUGCACCUUCUGCAGGUGAUAUUCUCCAAGAGGCCCAGGCACAAGUGGAAACAACUAAGGAUGACAAUCGAGGCUUGAAUAACCACUGCCCAGGACCAACCAGGGAGAAUCAUCGCCCUAAGUCCAGCCUGCCACCGCCACUCCCUCCAGUAAGACGAUCUUCAGACACCUGUGGCAGCCCCGCCUUGCCACCCAAGGCCAAGGGCAGAGGCAACUGUACCUUCCCUGCCCCUCCAGAGAACCUCCUGCCUCCUCCGCCGCCCCCACCGCCCCAGGAGGACAGCGACUGCGAACUUCCCCCGCCAAACCUGGGCUUCCUGGAGGAGCCACCGGACUUCGUGCCACCGCCCCCACCACCUGCAGCUGAAGACCUCGAAUUGCCACCCCCGCCACCACCCCCACCCUGUCUCUUCCAGUCAUCUCCAAUGCCCCCCAAAAGGCCCCCAGUGCCCCCCAAGCGGCAAGAAAACCAAGGACUCCCUGGUGCAGUAGGGAGCGGCGAGCAAGAUUUCAUGUCAGACCUCAUGAAAGCCUUGCAAAAGAAAAGAGGCAAUGUGCCCUAGGGACCUCUGUUAGUGUCUGCGAUGAUCCAUAUUUUGGUACUCUGUUGUUAUAGCAUCUUGUACAUUUUAGUAAAAUGUUUUCCGACGACAACUAAUAUAAAACUCUCCACUGC